Molecule: messenger RNA, 1433 nt
Organism: Triticum dicoccoides
Lineage: Eukaryota; Viridiplantae; Streptophyta; Magnoliopsida; Poales; Poaceae
Product: retinol dehydrogenase 13-like
Exons: 8
Coding region: 96-1196 (366 amino acids)
Source: RefSeq, a predicted model, not a curated record
CUUCCAGCAAGGAUCCAGCCGUUCGUUUGAGUUGACGCAGUGACUCCGGGUCCACGGGUCCACGACGCCGCCCUCGCCAGUCCCGCCGCCCCGCCAUGGACCGCGACGCGCUCCGCAUGGUCUGCUCGCCCCAGUUCUGGCGCAUGGGCGUCCUGUGGACCCUCUCCCUCCUCUACUCCUACCUCCUCCUCUUCCUCCGUGGCUGGACCGCCGCCCCUCGCCGCCGGGAAGAUGUAGGUCGCGGCCGCCGCCCCAUCUGCGUGGUCACCGGGGCGACCUCGGGGCUCGGCCGGGCGGCGGCGGCGGCGCUGGCGAGGGAGGGAUACAGCGUCGUGCUCGCCGGACGUUCUGCGCAAUUGCUGAGUGAGACCGCUAAAGAAAUUCGUAGGCAACAGCCAGAUGCCUGUCUUGAAGCCUUUCAAGUGGACUUGUCAUCCUACAGGUCAAUUAAGAAGUUUGAAGCUUCGCUCAAUCAGUGGAUUCGGGAUUCGAAUCUGGAGCCUUCCAUUCAGCUUUUGAUCAAUAAUGCUGGGAUGCUUGCAAAAUCACAUAGAGUUACCGAGGAUGGGAUUGAUGAAGUGAUGCAGACAAACUACAUUGGUCCAUUUAUCCUGACCAGCAUUCUUCUACCACUGCUGAAGAACAGCCCGGUACCUUCCCGGGUGGUUAAUCUAACAUCUUUCACACACAGAUGUGUGUCAGAAAUUGACGUGUCCGAGGAGGCACUGCAAGGAGUGAAGUUUGGUCAGCAUUCAGUUGGGGGAAGUUACCCCUUAGCUAGUACUUACGAGUAUACUAAAUUUUGUUUACUUGUGUUCUCAUAUGAACUUCAUCGACAACUUCACAUCUCUUCUGGUAUCUCUGUCAUGGCCGCGGAUCCAGGUGUGAUAGAAACACGCAUCAUGCGGGAGCUCCCUCCAUGCCUUUUUCAGUUCGCGUUCUUUAUUCUACGCACCCUGAACCUCCUACAGCAGCCAGAUACGGGGAUUGGUGCUGUCCUUGACGCAGCCUUGGCACCGCCUGUAGCCUUCCUGUCAAAACCCUCUCAAAGCUUCUGCUAUUUUGAUGCAAGAAAAAUGAUGUAUCGACAUUCAGUACCAGCUCUGAGUUUUAGUUGCUGUAUCGCAGGAAGCAUCUGGGAAGUAUUUUUUUGGAGGGAAGGGAAGAACCAUCAGGUCUUCUGUGCUGUCCUAUGACAUAGAGGUGGCCAAGAAGCUGUGGGCAGCAUCUUCAGCACUGCUCCAGGAACUGCGGCUUAGAGACUGUGAACUGAGGACUGGUUGAACCAGCUUGUAAAUUUGACAUGGUUAGAGCAUCUCUAGCCGUCCCUUCGGGGACAUCCGAUAAAAUUGGAAUGAUACAGAGCGCAUCUCUAGCAGACCCCCCAAGUCGCACUUGAGGAAUUUAUUUUAUUUUUGGUUUUGAGGAAUUAA